GAGGACAACUGGUCGAUGUGUGGGGGAAUCACAGGAGAUGGGGGUUUGGGUUUUUUCUGUCAGAGAGGUUUUGCUAUAAAAGGCCGAGCCGCCUCCUGCACACUCUGCUCUGCUGACCUGGAGACCUCGAAGUCCAGCAUGAAGACUCUCCUCCUUGUGGCGCUGCUCGGAUGCCUCGCCGCCGUGUUCGCGGCCCCCGCUGAGAAGGUGAAAUGGUGCGUGAAGUCGGACCAGGAGCUCCGCAAAUGCAAUGACCUCAUGGCCAAAGCCCCCGUGUUCUCCUGCGUGAAGAGAGACAACACCAUCGACUGCAUCAUCGCGAUCAAGGCUGGUGAAGCUGACGCCAUCACUCUGGAUGGAGGAGACAUCUACGUUGCUGGACUGAACAACUACGACCUGCACCCCAUUAUUGCUGAGGACUACGGCACCUCAUCGGAGACCUGCUACUACGCUGUCGCUGUGGUGAAGAAGGGCUCUGGCUUUGGCAUCAGAGAUCUCAGAGGGAAGAAGUCCUGCCACACUGGGCUCGGGAAAUCUGCAGGCUGGAACAUUCCUGUUGGAACCCUGCUGUCUAUGGGUUUGAUUGAGUGGACAGGUGCUGAAGACAGCCCGGUGGAGGAAGCUGUGAGCAACUUCUUCAGUGCCAGCUGUGCCCCAGGGGCACAAAGGGGCAGCAAACUGUGCGAACUGUGCAGGGGAGACUGCUCCAGGUCCCACAGCGAGCCUUACUAUGACUACGGUGGAGCCUUCCAGUGUCUGGCAGACGACGCUGGCGAGGUCGCUUUUGUGAAGCAUCUCACUGUACCUGCGGCCGAAAAGGACAAGUACGAGUUGCUGUGCAAGGAUAACACCAGAGCGCCUAUCGACAACUAUCAAGCCUGCCACCUGGUCAAAGUACCAGCUCAUGCUGUUGUCACCCGCAAGGACCCACAGCUGGCCCAAAAAAUCUGGGACAGUGUCCAAUCAGUGCAGGAGUUUAACCUUUUCUCCUCUGAAGCCUAUGCACCUGCCAAAAACCUGAUGUUCAAGGAUUCGACAACGAGUCUGGUGCAGGUGCCUCCGAACACUGAUUCCUUCCUGUAUUUGGGAGCUGAAUACAUGAGAAUCGUCCGCUCCCUCAAGAAAGAGCCGAUUGCAGCCACUUCAUCCUCUGCCAUCAGAUGGUGCGCUGUGGGCGCCACAGAGACACAAAAGUGCGACGCAUGGGUCAUCAACAGCAUGACUGAGAACGGCGCCAUCAUGGGAUGUCCGAAUGCUGCCACAGUUGACGGGUGCCUUAAAAAGAUUAUGCGCGGAGAGGCUGACGCGAUGGCAGUGGACGGAGGAGAGGCGUACACAGCCGGGAAGUGUGGUCUGGUUCCUGUUAUGGUGGAGCAGUAUGAUCAAGCGCAAUGCAGCACCUCUGGAGGUACAGCCUCUUCUUACUACGCGGUUGCUGUGGUAAAGAAGGGUUCAGGCGUGACCUGGGAUAACCUGAAGGGCAAGAGGUCCUGCCACACUGGCAUCGGCAGAACUGCCGGCUGGAACGUCCCCAUGGGCCUCAUCCACAAACAGACCAGUGACUGUGACUUCAGUAAGUUCUUCAGUGAGGGCUGUGCCCCUGGAGCAGACCCCAGCUCUGUGUUCUGUAACAAAUGUGCCGGCAGCGGCAGAGGUGUGGAAGAUGAGUCCAAGUGCAAAGCCAGUAGUGUUGAACAGUACUACGGCUACGCUGGAGCCUUUAGGUGUCUUGUUGAGGGAGCCGGUGAUGUUGCCUUCAUCAAACACACAAUUGUUGAUGAAAACAGUAAUGGCAAUGGUCCAGCAUGGGCUAGCGGCGUGAACAAGGAUGACUACGAGCUGAUCUGCCCGAACAACAAGAGUCCAGUGCCAGUCAGUGAUUACCUCUCCUGCCACCUGGCUCUUGUGCCCGCACACGCUGUUGUGACUCGUCCAGAGAGCCGCGGCAAGGUGGUCGACUUCCUCCAGGACCAGCAGUCCAAGUUUGGUAUCGGCGGCAGCGAUCCCUCGUUCAACCUGUUCCAGUCAGACUUAGGAAGGAACCUCCUCUUCAAGGACUCCACCAAGUGUCUGCAGGAGAUCAGAGCUGAAACAUCCUACGAUCAGUUCUUGGGAGCAGAGUACAUGAAUGCCAUGGCUUCACUCAGAAAUUGCACAGACAGCACCUCAGAUCUGGAGAAAUCUUGCACUUUCCAUUCCUGCCAGCAAAAAAACUAGUGGCGACCACGGACCACACGGUGCCUCAUUCCGCCCUCAGUGAUUCGAGCACCCUACCCAUCCUUCCCACGCGCAACGCAAAAAUUGCCUUGUGUGUUUUCUUACUGAUCUUCUUGUAGAACAGUUUUUACUAGAACCAUCAUUACCAGAACCAACAAAUCAACUAUUCCGUGACCAAUCAUGCCCUGUUGUAGUUAUUUUCAUGCUGUUGAAACGUAAUGUUACAUUACCUGUGUCAUUGGAUCCAUGUUUAGUAUUGCAAACACAUGCCUGACUUUUCUCAAAUAAAGCUUUUUAACGCUC
Molecule: messenger RNA, 2520 nt
Organism: Acanthopagrus latus (yellowfin seabream)
Lineage: Eukaryota; Metazoa; Chordata; Actinopteri; Spariformes; Sparidae
Gene: tfa
Product: transferrin-a
Exons: 18
Coding region: 16-2217 (733 amino acids)
Biological process (GO): antibacterial humoral response; iron ion transport
Cellular component (GO): early endosome; extracellular region; recycling endosome
Source: RefSeq, a predicted model, not a curated record